ACACGCCACGAUGCGCAGUGCGCACCCCUUCCUCUCCGCCUCUGCGCACAACAUAGGGAAAAAAAAAAAAGGCACCCCCUGUAAAUUCUCUGACCGUUUUCUGUGUUUUUGCUUUCGGAAAACUUCUGCAACACAUAUCUUCGUUUCCAUGCACGAAGUCUAUGCGAUGGAAGGUGAAAAGCAGGUCUUCGCAGCUCUCGCGGGUGCGUUUUCCAGGCCCUCGUGGACUCUCCUCUUGCUCUCCUUCAUCCUUGUAGCGCUUUUCUCGUUCCAGAUUACUACCAAACCGAUUUUCCCGAUAUUUACGGUUUGGCGUUCGGAGAAAACCGGGUUUUCGGCCGGCCUACCAACUUGUGUCGGCUUUUUCCUGAACGGGCCGCGGCGGCGGGCUGUUAUGCGCAUAACGGAUUUCGGUGGGGUUGGCGAUGGUGUGACUUCCAAUACGGUGGCGUUUCGGAGAGCUAUACAUUACAUGCAGCGUUUCGGGGACACAGGUGGGUCGCAACUUAAUGUUCCGAGGGGGAGGUGGGUUACCGGUAGCUUUAAUCUUACCAGUAAUUUCACGCUUUUUCUUGAAGAAGGCGCUGUUAUCUUGGGUUCUCAGGAUCCUAAGGAAUGGCCGAUUAUAGAGCCUUUGCCUUCAUAUGGAAGAGGAAGAGAGAGGUUGGGAGGAAGACAUAUAAGCCUCAUCCACGGAGAUGGUCUCAUGAAUGUUGUUAUUACAGGAGAGAAUGGCACAGUUGAUGGUCAGGGGAAGAUGUGGUGGGAUCUGUGGUGGAACAGAACACUGGUGUAUACCAGAGGCCACCUCCUGGAGUUGAUGAACUCUAGAAAUGUUCUCAUUUCCAACCUCACCUUUCUCAAUUCUCCCUUUUGGACCAUCCAUCCUGUUUAUUGCAGUAAUGUUGUUGUAAAAAACAUGACAAUCUUGGCUCCCCUGAAUGCCCCAAACACUGAUGGCAUAGACCCUGACUCAUGCUCCCAUGUGUGCAUAGAAGACUGCUAUAUUGAGAGUGGGGAUGACCUUGUGGCUGUGAAGAGUGGGUGGGACCAUUACGGCAUUGCCAUGGCACGUCCAAGUUCGAACAUCAUAGUGAGGAGAGUUUCAGGCACUACACCAACUUGCUCUGGGGUUGGAAUAGGCAGUGAGAUGUCAGGUGGGAUUUCUAAUGUAACUGUGGAGAACUUGAAUGUUUGGGAUUCAGCAGCUGGGGUGCGUAUAAAAACAGACAAGGGGAGAGGAGGAUAUAUAGAAGACAUUAUUAUACGUAACAUUACCAUGGAGAGAGUGAAGAUACCCAUUAGGUUUAGUAGAGGCUCUAAUGAUCAUCCGGAUGAAAGAUGGGAUCCUAAAGCAGUUCCAAAAAUAAACGGUAUUUUUAUCAGUAAUCUGGUCAGUUCAAACUCGGGAAAGGGCCCAGUAUUGAAGGGUAUUGAGGAUGCACCAUUUGAAAGGAUAUGCAUGAAAAAUGUUACUCUACUUGGUUUAGGACCAUCUGCAACAUGGCAUUGUGAAUUUAUAUCUGGUUUCGCAGAAGGGGUAUUUCCAAGGCCAUGUUUUGAAUUGCAAAAUAAUGGCUCUUCAAGCUGCUGUUCAGUGUAUUGAGUUGUUAUGGAUGUUUUUGAAUGGGUACAUGGAAAUGUUGGUAUGGGUUUUGGAUGCUUUGGAUCAUUUACUGUGCCGACAAAAGAAGCCUGCAUGCUUGGGCUGUUUAGGGGGCGUUAGAUCUGAUAUGUACUGCACUAAGGGCAAGACUAGAUUGGGCUUUUUGAGUAAAUAUGUUUGUGUUCUUGAAACGGGUGAAAUUUGAACCUGGGUUUGCUUUCUUAUGAGCUUGCAAAGCACAGUGGCCUGCUGCCUGCCGCUUGACUGAGUCUACAGAGAUGCAAUUUUUCAUGUGCAAUAGAACUUGCUUUUCUGGACAGGUUCAUCACGAUUCUCAUCCCCAACUUUAUUUUUUUUUUCAUUGGAUGGGUUUUUGUGUAUUUAGUUUGUGACUUGGAUGGGUUUUUGUAUAUGUUUGUGUUCUUGAAACGGCUGAAAUUUGAACCUGGGUUUGCUUUCUUAUGAGCUUGCAAAGCACAGUGGCCUGCUGCCUGCCGCUUGACUGAGUCUACAGAGAUGCAAUUUUUCAUGUGCAAUAGAACUUGCUUUUCUGGACAGGUUCAUCACGAUUCUCAUCCCCAACUUUAUUUUUUUUUUCAUUGGAUGGGUUUUCGUGUAUUUAGUUUGUGACUUGGAUGGGUUUUUGUAUAUCUAGUUGGUGAUUUUUAUCUUGACAUGCAAUUAUAAAUGGGGUCCAUUUAAUCCCAACAGGA
Messenger RNA from Malania oleifera, 2319 nucleotides. Its product is annotated as probable polygalacturonase. The transcript has 5 exons. Bases 11 to 1606 code for a protein of 531 amino acids. NCBI's taxonomy places the organism in Eukaryota, Viridiplantae, Streptophyta, Magnoliopsida, Santalales, Ximeniaceae. Gene Ontology annotation, molecular function: polygalacturonase activity. The record is from RefSeq and is a predicted model, not a curated record. Gene Ontology annotation, biological process: carbohydrate metabolic process.